UCUAGUGCGCGCGUAAACCGGCCAAGCGAGUGGGUGCAAUCGCCGUAAUAUACUUACUAUCGUACUGUACCUGACUGUACUACCCAUGCAGUGUUAGAAGGCCGCCGCGGCGGUAUAGCGGUGUUUUUAAGUUAAAUUGCACUCAAUAUAAUUGCACGCUAAAACAAAACUUCCCGGUAUAAAUAUAACCAGCACAAAAAAGAUAUCUUUAAUUUUUCAACUUUCCGUUUCGUCUAUUUUUUUGAUCCAAUGUUUUCUCUGUAAAUCAGUUGUGCCAGUUUGACAGUUCAAUAAAAAUAUUUACGUGACGUAUGGGACUGAACUUUUUCAAUGAAUGACGCUGAUUUUUGGUGGUUAAAUGUUACAAAAAGUAACAUUAAAUGUGGAUUAGCUAAAUUAUGUGAAAUACGUGGCAAAGGUUUCAUUGUAACCUUUAUAAUAAUAUAAAAUCAGAUAGACCUUUGCCGAACGUUGAGUAUGGAACACAGAAGUUGAUAUUCAAUGAAACAUUCUAAAUAUCAUGAUAUCUUGAUUAUGUGACUUUAGUUCUUUUUAUUUUCGUUUAAUAAAUAAUUUAACGUUUUAAUUUUUAGUCAAAAUGUGAGGGUAGAUUUAUAUUAAGAUAAAUAAGGCCAGUAUUAGAUAUAGUUUUUUUUUAUAAUUAGAUUUAAAUAUGAGUUUUACUUCUGCACUGCUCAAGAUUCAACAUACUUUUCACAUUUGCACACAAGCACAUGACUGUGGGGACCAGCAAAAAGGCGCUUAAUGGUUUACAUGGAUGAAAGAGAGGGCGCGGGGCGCCGCGAUGGCGUCAUGCUGCCCAAAACUAUGGAGGCAUGUGAACCGCCAGUCCAGUUGGAGCCGGUGGACUUAAGCCUCAAACGACCACACACGCCUCGACGCACGCCUCGCACCCUUGAAAGCAUCCGUCCUACUUCGUCAAAGACAAUGAUACAAAAUGAAUCAACGUCCACACAAUUGCCGUUUCCGACGAGUCAUCAAGUACCCAAAAUCAAAGUAGGACCAGACCUCAGAAGCGCUAGAAAGUAUAGACACCAUUUAAACAAAUUAAAACCUCCGAUUCCACAAUUGUCACCGCAACUUACCCCGCGAACGCAUUUACAAACGACACUCGAACUGUCAACGAACAAGCCGACUUUUUACCCGCCAAUGUUAACGUUCCCGAUGACGCGCGCGAAUCAACCUAAUAUAACGUCUGAUGUAGAAAUUAAGAAUUUUUUGCUCAACACAGCGCUGCAGAACGCAUUGACCGGUUCAUUGAACCAGCUAACGCAAAGGAAACCUUAUACGAAACCGAACGAUGUAGCAAAAAAACCCUGUAUCGAUAAUGAAUUUACUAAUAACAAUAACGAGGAAGGCCAUGGCAGGAAAAGACUUCACAAGUGCGAUGUAGCUGGAUGUCAUAAAGUUUACACGAAAAGUUCGCACUUAAAAGCGCAUAAAAGAACACAUACAGGUGAGAAACCGUACUCUUGUGGUUGGGCGGGCUGUGAGUGGCGUUUCGCACGCUCCGACGAGCUGACGCGGCACACGCGCAAGCACACCGGCCACCGGCCCUUCACCUGCCCGCUCUGCAGGCGCUCCUUCGCCAGGUCAGACCAUCUCGGAUUGCAUAUGAGACGACAUUGAUUAUGAUCCCGAAUAAACUCAAACACAGAUAUCAUAAACAAUAACUAUGUAAAAAAAUGUGUGUAAAAAAUUUUAAAAAUAUAAUCGUUGCAUAGGUUGUAUUUUUUGGAAAAAUUGGUGAAAAAGUCGGUCAAAACUACAUAUUAACACUAAAAAGGGACCAAUAUAGAAAGUAUUAUAUUAUACAAAAGACGAUAUUCGAUUUUUCUCAGAUUUAUUAUAAAAAAUUCGUACAAGUAUUAAAAAUCGAUAGUCAAAUAUAGUGACAAAAAACCCUUAUUACAUUUAGGGUAUAAUAGUACUAUAAAAAGGGACAAAGAUUUUAUUUGACUAAAGUCUUGACACACGAAAAAAAAAUAUGACGUUAUUUUAAUCUCAUGUCCAGUUUACAUUUUUCAAGUCCUGUGAGCUAAUGAAGCGCUGGAUUACAACGGGAAAAAAAAUAUAAUUCCGCUGUGGGCAUUUCAAGUUGUAAUCCAGCACUGGAUAAAUGUAAAUUAGGUAUAAAGAACGUAGGGAACGGAUCAAAUUUAUUCGAAUAUAUAAAAAAAGACGAAAAUACGAUUUAAAAACGAAAAUAUUUAAUUAGUAAUAAGUUUUUUUAUUUGACAUAAGUAAAUGUUGAUAUGGAUUAUCACAGCAGCAGUAAUUUUUAAUACUGUAUUGGUGUGAAUUAUUUCGUGGCAUUAUUGUAAACUUGGGCCAGUAAAGUUUAUACAUUUAUUAUUUUUAAUUUGAAGUAAAUACUUAGUGUGAUAUUUACGGAUACAUCUUUUGAUGUUAGUUUUAUAUUUCCUACAGUUU
Papilio xuthus (Asian swallowtail) is the source of this 2454-nucleotide messenger RNA. Its product is annotated as Krueppel-like factor 3. Gene Ontology annotation, molecular function: DNA-binding transcription factor activity, RNA polymerase II-specific; RNA polymerase II cis-regulatory region sequence-specific DNA binding. Bases 766 to 1650 code for a protein of 294 amino acids. The transcript has 9 exons. Lineage: Eukaryota; Metazoa; Arthropoda; Insecta; Lepidoptera; Papilionidae. Gene Ontology annotation, biological process: regulation of transcription by RNA polymerase II. The record is from RefSeq and is a predicted model, not a curated record.